This is a messenger RNA of Aspergillus nidulans FGSC A4, 1947 nucleotides long. It is a transcript of the gene hemA, whose product is annotated as 5-aminolevulinic acid synthase HemA. The transcript is spliced from 2 exons. The record is from RefSeq and is a predicted model, not a curated record. Gene Ontology annotation, cellular component: mitochondrial matrix. NCBI's taxonomy places the organism in Eukaryota, Fungi, Ascomycota, Eurotiomycetes, Eurotiales, Aspergillaceae. Gene Ontology annotation, molecular function: transferase activity; pyridoxal phosphate binding; 5-aminolevulinate synthase activity. The coding region runs from base 1 to 1947 and encodes 648 amino acids. Gene Ontology annotation, biological process: heme biosynthetic process; tetrapyrrole biosynthetic process.
AUGGAGGCCCUUCUCCAGCAGUCUCGGGCCAUGUGUCCGUUUCUCAAGCGCAGCUCACCGAACACCCUUCGUUCGUUGGCUACCGCUACCCGUCCCAGCACCAGCCCUGGCGGUGGUACUAUGACCAAUUUGCAGAGAAUCGCUCGCCGCUGCCCGGUCAUGAGCAAGGCGCUCGCUGUCCAGAGUGCCCGCAUGACUGGCACCAAGCGAUUUACUUCCUCUGCGGCUGGUGUACCUGGCGCUGGAGCUGGUACCCCCAAGCCCACCCGGGGUUCGCCGGGAAAGAGGGCGCUGCACUCGACUGGAGGAAACGGCGCCAAUAUGAGCACUGAGUUUCACAAGGGAGCCCAGCAGAUUCACCCUGGCCUUUCCAACGCCACCCGUUCUCACGUCGGGGCCUCAGCAACCGUUUCCGGUCCUACUCCUCGUGCCCCCGUGGCUGCGCCAUUCGACUACGACGCCUUCUACAAUGCAGAACUGCAGAAGAAGCACCAGGACAAGUCGUAUCGUUACUUUAACAACAUCAACCGUCUCGCUCAGGAAUUCCCCCGCGCUCAUACGGCUUCGAAGGAUGAGAAAGUGACCGUCUGGUGCUCGAACGACUACCUCGGCAUGGGACGUAAUCCUGAAGUUCUCGCGACCAUGCAUAAGACCCUCGAUACGUACGGAGCCGGCGCGGGAGGAACUCGUAACAUUUCCGGGCACAAUCAACAUGCCGUCUCGCUGGAGAAUACUCUGGCCAAACUCCAUGGUAAAGAAGCUGCGCUGGUUUUCAGCUCGUGCUUUGUAGCCAACGACGCUACUUUGGCUACUCUCGGCAGCAAGAUGCCUGACUGCGUCAUUUUGUCGGACUCGCUCAACCACGCAUCGAUGAUCCAGGGUAUCCGCCAUUCUGGCGCGAAGAAAAUGGUCUUCAAGCACAACGAUUUGGUCGACCUCGAGACGAAGCUCGCAUCUCUUCCUCUGCAUGUUCCAAAGAUCAUUGCCUUCGAAUCGGUGUACAGUAUGUGUGGCUCUAUUGCUCCGAUCGAGGCGAUUUGUGAUUUGGCGGACAAGUACGGAGCCAUUACUUUCCUAGACGAGGUUCACGCCGUGGGAAUGUACGGACCGCACGGUGCUGGAGUUGCCGAGCAUCUUGACUACGAGAUCUAUGCUUCGCAGGACACCGCAAACCCUCUCAGCACCAAAGGCACUGUCAUGGACCGGAUCAACAUCAUUACCGGUACUCUUGGUAAAGCGUACGGAUGCGUCGGUGGUUACAUUGCUGGCUCUGCCGCUUUAGUUGACACCAUCCGCUCCCUCGCCCCUGGGUUUAUUUUCACCACUUCCCUUCCUCCAGCAACCAUGGCCGGUGCGGAUACUGCAAUCCGGUAUCAGGCACGCCACCAGCAGGACCGUAUCCUGCAGCAGUUGCACACUCGGGCUGUUAAGCAAUCAUUCAAGGAUUUAGAUAUCCCCGUCAUCCCUAACCCCUCUCACAUCGUCCCUCUUCUCGUCGGUGAUGCCGAGCUCGCCAAGCAGGCCUCGGACAAGCUCCUUGAAGAGCACGGCAUCUACGUUCAAGCAAUUAACUACCCCACCGUGCCACGCGGUGAAGAGCGCCUCCGGAUUACCCCCACCCCUGGUCACACGCAAGAGCUUCGUGACCACCUUGUCGAAGCAGUCAACACUGUCUGGAACGACCUCGGCAUCAAGCGCGCAAGCGACUGGAAGGCAAUGGGCGGAUUCGUCGGUGUUGGCGUGGAAGCUGCCGAGCUCGAGAAUCAACCCAUCUGGACCGACGCCCAGUUGAAUAUGCGACCUGAUGAAACCCUCGAGGCUGCAGUUGAACGCGAGUUUCAGGCCGCGGUUCCUGGCAUGAAAGCCGGGGGUGCAAAGGCGAAGCCCGUCGGCUCAAUCGCGGCCAACCCUAUCGGUGCCUCAAUCCCAGUCGCGGCUGCUGCUUAA